AUGGUUUCAGACAGAAACCGCAUCGAUCUGACAGGAUCACGUUCUCCAUGUUCACCCCCGCGUCUGGAGAGGACGAAUGCUUUGAGGAUCAGUGCGGGUAAAGUGCCAGAUCUGCUGAGCCGGGUGGGUAUCAUCAGGGUCCUCAGCAGCAGCAGCGACCCUCAGACCCUCGAGGAGAGGGGAGAGGGACACAACUUCCAGCCCUGCAGCCACACGCAGCCCACCUGGUGUGACCUGUGUGGGGACUUCAUCUGGGGCCUGUACAAGCAGAGUCUACGCUGUGUUAAUUGUAAGUUCACUUGCCACUACCGCUGCCAGCCCCUGAUUCAGCUGGACUGCAUUUGGGACCAGGGCUCUUUGUGCGAAAAUACAACCGUCAUUGAGCACUCAAUAGAAACGGACACAAAUGUGAUGACCUGGGGCAGCUCCACCAGCAGCGGCUACUGCAGUGACGAAGAGUCCGAGUGUUCAGAGUUUGAGCAAUACUUCACAGCGCGGACAUCUUUCUUCCCCAAACCCAAGAAAUCUGAAAAUCUUGUGGUCAAAAAGGAUGAACAGACUGAAUUGGGGAAGCCGGAGUUGACCAUUCCUGAAAUUCAGCAGAAAGUGAAGGAAUACAACGCACAGAUCAACAGCAAUUUAUUCAUGAAUAUGAAUAAGGAUGGCUCUUACGCGGGUUUCAUCAAGGUGCAGUUUAAAUUGGCGAGGCCCGUUUCCGUCCCUCCUCCAAAGAAAGAGAGUGUGAGGCGGUCUGCAGGGGUGAAGCGCCGCACCUCCUUCUACCUGCCCAAAGACGCCUCCAAGCAUCUGCACAUCAGCUCACGCACCACGGCCCGCCAGGUCAUUGAGGCUCUGCUCAAGAAGUUCACUGUGGUCGACAAUCCCGGAAAGUUUGCACUGUUCGAGCGCAGCGAACGGCACGACCAAGUUUAUGUCCGUAAGCUGUCUGAUGAUGAGCGACCUCUGCGUCUGCGACUCACUGCUGGACCUAACGAGAAGUUGCUGAGUUUUGUCUUGAAGGAAAAUGAAACUGGAGAAGUCAAUUGGCACGCCUUUUCUAUGCCGGAGCUGAAGAACUUCCUGCGCAUUCUUCAGCGUGAGGAGGAGGAGCACGUGAAGCAGAUCAUGCAGCGUUACACCCUGGCGCGCACACGGAUGCAGGGCGCCCUGAGCGGCUCCACCCCGGGCUGA
Messenger RNA from Knipowitschia caucasica, 1191 nucleotides. Lineage: Eukaryota; Metazoa; Chordata; Actinopteri; Gobiiformes; Gobiidae. The record is from the annotation of a GenBank genome assembly.